UCUUGCUACAUUCAUAGUACACACUCUUCGCUAAUUAAUCACUACUUUCCCAAUUAAUUGCUCCUUAAUCCUUAAUCACCAUGGCCGAUACUCUUCUCCUAACCGCCACUGCCACCCCCACAGCCACCGCCAAGCGUAACCGUCCCGACGAAGAGAACGAAACAAAAAAGAAACUCAUGCAGCCUCUCCACAGCAGCGAUCCCGCCGCGGCAAUCGCAAGCGUCCGUCACGAGUUCGGCGAGCACGGCGGCGUAAACAUGUCGAUCGAACCGUCCGUCACAUUCACCGUGAUGGAACCAGACACGAUGCGCCGCAUGUUCGCCGGCGAGGUAGGACCCGAUCAAGACUUCUACGUCUACAGCCGUCACUUCAAUCCAACCGUCCUCAACCUCAGCCGCCUGAUGGCGGCUCUCGAAGGAACAGAAGCCGCUUACUGCACAUCCAGCGGCAUGUCCGCCAUUUCCGCUGCGCUUCUCCAGUUAGUUAACACCGGAGAUCACGUGGUGGCUUCUUCAACCGUGUACGGUGGAACUCACGCGCUUUUGAAUCAUUUUCUUCCGAGGACGAGCAACAUAACAACCACGUUCGUUGAGAUAUGGGAUAUUGAGAAGGUGGAUGAGGCGAUUGUUGAAGGGAAGACGAAGGUUUUGUACUUUGAAUCGGUUUCGAAUCCGACUUUGACGGUGGCGAAUAUACCGGAGUUGUGUAGAUUGGCGCAUCGGAAAGGUGUGACGGUGGUUGUGGACAAUACGUUUACGCCGAUGGUGAUUUCGCCGGCUCGGCUUGGGGCUGAUGUUGUUGUUCACAGUAUCACGAAAUUUGUGAGUGGUGGGGCUGAUAUCAUAGCAGGUGCUGUUUGUGGAAGUGCAACCUUUGUGAAUUCCAUGAUGGAUCUCCAUCAAGGAGCUAUAAUGCUAUUAGGCCCAACAAUGAACCCCAAAAUAGCAUUUGAAUUAUCAGAAAGAAUCCCUCAUUUGGGCAUAAGGAUGAAAGAACAUAGCAACCGUGCAUUAGUUUUUUCAACAAGACUCAAAAAGCUAGGCCUUAAGGUAAUCUACCCUGGCCUAGAGGAUCAUCCACAUCACGAGUUAUUGAAAUCCAUCCACAACAAAGAAUAUGGCUAUGGUGGACUUAUGUGCAUUGACAUGGAAACCGAAGAGAGAGCUAACAAACUAAUGAGCUAUUUGCAAAACUAUGGUCAAUUUGGUUUCAUGGCUGUGAGUCUGGGUUAUUAUGAGACACUUAUGUCUAUUUCUGGAAGUAGUACUAGCAGUGAACUGAAUUCCGAGGAGAAGGCUCUCGCCGGAAUCUCGCCGGGGCUUGUGAGGAUGUCGAUUGGAUAUAUUGGGACGUUGGAGCAGAAGUGGAGUCAGCUUGAAAAGGCGAUUACGAGACUUCAGGAAUGUGGUUUUGCUAAUAAGAAUUGAAGAAGCUUUUAAGUUAUGGGUGUGUGUUUAUGUUUGUAGUUUGUUAUGUUUGUAUGUAAAUGUUGGUGUUUGUAUGAAGAUGUGUAACCUUGUUCUAAUGUCGUGUGUGCGCGCGCGGUAUGAAUGUCAUUGAAGUAAAUAAAGUUGCUUGUUAAGAUAA
This is a messenger RNA of Vicia villosa (hairy vetch), 1587 nucleotides long. RefSeq names its product methionine gamma-lyase-like. Gene Ontology annotation, molecular function: pyridoxal phosphate binding; carbon-sulfur lyase activity. Gene Ontology annotation, cellular component: cytoplasm. Lineage: Eukaryota; Viridiplantae; Streptophyta; Magnoliopsida; Fabales; Fabaceae. Bases 81 to 1427 code for a protein of 448 amino acids. Gene Ontology annotation, biological process: transsulfuration. The transcript has 2 exons. The record is from RefSeq and is a predicted model, not a curated record.